GUGACGACGUAUGGAAGGAUGGAUGAAGAUGUUGAUUUGGAAGAAGCGUUACAAAGUGAUGUCUUAUUCCAAGAAUUAUUGAAGAAUGAGAUUUUUGAUGACUAUUUUAAUACGUUCUUAUCUUUGCCAAUAUUCGCUCGACGUUUGAUGUAUCGAAGGGAUAAUGGUUUGUUUGAAAUCGAACCUCCAGUGAAAAGAACCACACACCAUCUUCUUCAUGACAAAGUAAUUUCUUGGAUUAGAAUCCAUCGUGGUCCGUAUUUUCUCAAAACAUCAAUUUGCAAUGAAUACAGGUUGUGUAGGGUGUUAGCAGCGUUACCUGUCUGUUUUAAAUAUGAAUCUGUCAGUAACGAAGAACUUCACCAACUUCAAAAGAAAUAUUUAAGUAAAGUGAUUGAUAUACAACGUCUGAAGAAAUACUUUAAUGGAUCUAUAGGAGAGUAUCUUUUACAAUUUUGGUUAGAUGCUGAAAGAUAUAGAAGACAGGUUCCUGAAAAUUGUCGGAAAUUUGUUCUGCGUGAAAUUCAAAAGAAGUUUCUUACCGAGGGUGCAACACAUGCACUAAAUAUUUCGCUUUUUGAAAAAAUAAACUCGCAUUUGAAAGAAAAAAUGGAUAAAAGUGCAAAGAAUCUCUCCACCAUUUUAAUCUCUCCUCAACAGAUAGUAAUGAAGAAUUUAAUGGAGUACUGGAUACCUAAAUAUAUCAUACAUCGUCUGCGAAGAAGAACUACAGCAGUUAGCAGAUGGGGAAAAUUAUUGAAAGCGAAGGAUAAGUUACCAACAGAAGUGGGCGGAGAUGAAUCUGGUGAAAAGCCUCAUCUCGUUACCGCAGUGAUAAAUGAAAUGAAAGAGAAAAUGAAAAAGAAAAAUGAAGAACUACGUCAGAAAAAAUCCUCGCAGAAACCAGAAAUUUCCGCUCCUGUGCAUGGCCACGUCACAUCAACGUCCAGCAGCAGCGGAGAAGAAGACGAAGAAGUUUAUAAAGAGAAUGGUAACCAGCAAAGGAAACAAAUUCUGAAUUCAAUCAAAAAUAAACGAGAAAAACAAAAAGAAAUGGAAGAUGCUAUUAGUGAUUUAACAAUAAUAAAAAAUGGAGUUAGAACAAAAAGCAAACUUGUCCGUGGAACAAAUCCGCAAUACUUUAAUUUGACUGAUUGUGCUUUGCUCAACAAUUUUCGACCGCCGACGCGAAAUCAAAAGGCUGAAUGCGUCCUGCAAUCAAAGAAAAACCUAUCUACGAGUCUUAUUUUGUUUAUAUAUCAUUAUUUUUUAAUAUCGAAGUGUGGUAACGAGUUAGAUUUUUUUUAUUCUAGAAACAUAAGAAACCUACUAACCAAAACGUUUUAA
This is a messenger RNA of Hydractinia symbiolongicarpus, 1347 nucleotides long. RefSeq lists its product as uncharacterized. Gene Ontology annotation, molecular function: G-protein alpha-subunit binding. The record is from RefSeq and is a predicted model, not a curated record. The transcript is spliced from 9 exons. Bases 19 to 1347 code for a protein of 442 amino acids. Gene Ontology annotation, biological process: regulation of signal transduction. NCBI's taxonomy places the organism in Eukaryota, Metazoa, Cnidaria, Hydrozoa, Anthoathecata, Hydractiniidae.